AUGAUUACAAACUCAAAUUACCCGAAAAUUAUCGGUGAACGAUCUACCAGUGAACAUCGUGGACCAAGCAUUAUGGCUAAACCUAUAAGACCUUUACCAUUUGCUUCACCUUGUCGAGCUGCUUCAGCAGAGAAUAGACGUAUGCCAGUGCCAUGGGGUUUAAAUAACAGUCCGCAUGUCUUGAAUAAUUUAUCAAAACGUAAAAAUCAUCUAAGAUCCAGUCCUACAAGUUUAUCUUCAUCAUCAGCUCUGUCGAUCGAUGAACAAUCUGGCAGUGUAUAUAAUUUAAAAUCUUUUGAAAAAUUUGCUCACAUGGGUCAGCCACACGUAGUCGCUUUGUAUAAUUUUGAAACUGGAGUAGAAGGUGAUUUAGAGUUUGAGGUCGGCGAUAUUAUUAUGUUGGAAGAUAUUGUCGACGAGUCAUGGUAUAAAGGUCGAUCAAUAAAAACUGGUGCUGUUGGCAUAUUUCCUAUGAAUCAUGUAGAAGUACGCAUCCCACUGACAACUGGUUUAUUUACAGACAAACAACCGAAGACUAAGCCUGUGCAUCCUGUUAAGUCGAGGCAUAUUUUAACAGGCAACCGGACAAAUUCUCAUCCAUCCUUUAGGAAAAAACCCAUACCACUGCCUAAAACAGCAAAUCAGUCUGCACCUCCAUGCAAUUCCAGUGAAUCACUGAAUUCACAAAUAACUGAUCAUUCAUCGAAUCUUAACACUGCACAAUGUAAUAUGCCUUCAUCUGGUUCUGAAAUUUAUUCAAGUUCACCACAAGCUAAUUUACCAUCGAACAAUUUAUUAUCUAGUCGAACACAGAUGUUUUCUAAACCUGUUCUGCCGACACCUCCACUUCCAUUGCCACCAUCAUCGCAACAACAACAACAACAACCAAAAAAUAGUCAUGUACCACCUGUAAUAAAUUCAUUGAAACCAAGAAAUCAAACAACCAUAUCACAAUUGGCUCAGCUUCUACAAGAAAGGGGCAUAGUAUCCUAUCGUAGUCGAGGAAUGCCGUCUGGUGCAACACACUUAUAUCCAGGUUCACAUCCUCUACUGGUUUCAUCUACUCCUUCGUCAAUAGAAAAUCAUAAAUCACCUACAGAAAUGAAUGAUGUCAAUACCAGUGAUAAUAAUGGUGGCAAAGAUGAUAACAACGGGAACAGUAAUAACAAGGACAAUAGUGAUGACGAUAAGAAGAAGACGACGACGAAUGAAAAGAGUGUCAAAGGUGGUGCAUAUCAUUCACCUCUUAUGGUUGAGACAGUUUUGAGUAAACUUCUCCCGAAUAAAACACCACAGAACAAAUUCAACCUUAAUCUAAGAGCUAAAAGUACAAAGAGGUUGUUAGACAACGAAAGAAGGCAUACAGCAGAAGUUUCAUGUCUGGCUGAUGCUACGGACUCCAAUAAUGGUAAUAAUAAUAACAUUUGUGCAACUGGCACUACUAACCACAAUAAAAACAGACAUACGGCAUCAAGUUAUGUUAAGAAUUUAAGUGAAUCAUAUUUAUUCAACGGUGGAAAGCUCCACGAGAAGGAUAUUAAGUCUACAGUAGAUUCAACACCGCUUAGAACUGAUGAUGAUAAAGCCUUUACUAGUACCAAUGGUGGAAAUGAUGAUGAUGAUGUCAGUAAUGCGAAAAAUGCUGAUGAGUCUUACGAUAAUGUCAGUAAUUUCGGUGAUAGUAGUACUUCCCAACUUCGAAGUGUAUUUCAAGUCAUUAAACCACCAGAGAAAUUAGUUACUUCAAAGGGAUAUAUCAAGUUAUCGUCAGCAUCAACAAAGAAGUCGGCUAGUACUAAUCAACUUGCAUUAACAUCUCAAGAUCAACAGUCAUUGCAUAAUGAAACGAAUUCUAGUGGACAGAGUAAUGGUAACAAGGUAAUCUCAGUAAACAGUUGGUUAACAGUUAAGCGCAAACAAGCGGGAAAUGAAUCAACUGGUGAACUUCGUUUAAAUGUUGGUGAUGUUUUGAGGUGUAUUGAUCUGGUUCCAGGUGAAAGGCACAGCAAUCCCUCUACAAUUCCAUUAUCCCUAUCUUUAUCAUCAAGUGACAAGUGGAUAGAGUGUGAAAAUUGGUUCGGCGUCACCGGUUUAGUCAACACGUCGAAUGUUCAAGUAAUUGACAAUCCAAAUGAAUUAGCCGCUAUUAUGCAGCAUAGGCCACAUGCACGAGUUGUGUAUGCAUUUCAAAAAGAAACAGACGAAGAUUUAGCGUUAACGCCUGGGGAUAUUGUAUACCUGUUCGAGGCAAUUGAUGAAAAUUGGUAUAGAGGAGAAUCAGCAAGUAGUGGUCAUCGUGGAAUGUUUCCAGCAACAUUUGUUGAAGUUAUUAAACCUUUGUGA
Trichobilharzia regenti is the source of this 2343-nucleotide messenger RNA. NCBI's taxonomy places the organism in Eukaryota, Metazoa, Platyhelminthes, Trematoda, Strigeidida, Schistosomatidae. The record is from the annotation of a GenBank genome assembly.